GACAACGAUUUGUCGAUGGAGUCGCAUGGUUCGGUUGUUACACAUCUACUAUCGCAGGUGAAAAUCGGCAUGGACCUAACAAAAGUCGUCCUGCCGACGUUCAUCCUCGAGCGCCGUUCACUGCUCGAGAUGUAUGCCGACUACUUUGCACAUCCGGAUCUGUUCUUGCGAAUAGCGGAUCUCAAGGAGCCGCGAGAGCGCAUGAUUCAGGUCGUACGGUGGUAUUUGAGCGCGUAUCAUGCCGGUCGCAAAAGUUCUGUCGCGAAGAAACCGUAUAAUCCGAUCCUUGGUGAAAUUUUCCAGUGCCACUGGGACAUUCCGGAGAUGCUAUCGAAUGUGGAGGUUGAAGAUGGACCCGUGCCGUGGUGUCGCAGGGAUCAAUUAACAUUUAUAGCUGAGCAGGUCUCACACCAUCCCCCAAUAUCAGCAUUCUAUGCCGAGCAUCACAACAAGAAGAUCAGCUUCGCAGCCCACGUCUGGACGAAGUCAAAAUUUUUAGGGCUUUCGAUAGGUGUGCACAACAUCGGGCAGGGUACGGUUACGCUUUGUGAUCUCAACGAAGAAUACAUCGUGACCUUCCCUAACGGAUACGGAAGAUCCAUCCUAACAAUACCAUGGAUCGAGUUGGGCGGCACGAUAACCAUCACCUGCCCGCAGACGGGCUACCGUGCAGACAUCGACUUCAUCACAAAACCAUUCUACGGUGGUAAAAAGAAUAGAAUACAGGGCGAGAUCUACUCACCGAACGAUAAGAAAUCGUUUGUCAGUAUCAGCGGCGAAUGGAGUGGCCUAAUGGAGUACAAAUUCAACGACGGUAGCAAACCUUCCAAGUUCGAAACGUUCGUCGACGUGAACAGCAUACCGAUUUUCAAGAAGAAGGUGCGUCCGGUCGCGGAACAGGACGAGCACGAAUCGCGCAAGGUAUGGCGCGAGGUUACAGCUGGUCUAAAGUAA
Molecule: messenger RNA, 954 nt
Organism: Anopheles nili
Lineage: Eukaryota; Metazoa; Arthropoda; Insecta; Diptera; Culicidae
Product: oxysterol-binding protein-related protein 9
Exons: 5
Coding region: 16-954 (312 amino acids)
Cellular component (GO): membrane; cytosol; intracellular membrane-bounded organelle
Molecular function (GO): sterol binding
Source: RefSeq, a predicted model, not a curated record